AUGCCGUCGCGCAAGAGUCACCCCACCGAGACUCAUCACGAGCCUCGCAGGAGCUCAUUGCGGCGGCUGUCGUCCAUCGCCUCUCUUCACACGCUGAACCCCUUCAACCGCCGGCGCAGCAACAACAUCGAAAACUCGCCAUCGACCACCGCCAGCAAUGUCUCCUUGUCCAGCAUUUGGGCUAACGCCUCUGACCGGCAGAAAGAUAUGAAUACGUCCGACAUUUCCAGCGACAGCGACAAAUUCGACCAGGUGCCACCUCUUCCUGCCCUUUCCUUGCGCAAGAGCAGCUACAUUUGUCUACCGAAUGAUCCCAUCGGUGGAAUGCCGAGGAGCAGAACUUUCAGCAAUCUUCCCUUGCCGACUCGAGCGAAGAAGUCGACCAGCAAGCUCCAGCAGUCCAAGUCGCACGCUCGCCUGCCGUCGCACACAAGCAGCAAUCUGCCGCCAUCGCGACUGCCGACGCCGACCUUCUCGACCCGCAAGCACUCGACCACUCGGCUCAUCAACGCGAGCAGCAACACGUGGACAGGUAGCAGGAAGCUGAUGAGAUCUGAUACGGAGCCGCUCUUUCCCCAGGCGCUGCAGCGCGAGACCUGUGUACCGCGCUUGACUGCGUUCAAGGAGAACAUUUCUUUGAGCCCCAUCAAGCCGCUCUCUCCGUACGAUGACAACUUGUUUGGCUCUCCGUCGCGGAACUACAGCAGUAGACAGGGCUGGUCUGAAGAUGGUGAUGAGGGCUUGCCACUUUACGCAGAGCGCUCGUCGGGGUUGACAUACCAGAGAAUUGUCGAGCCGCGCGGUGUGACUACUCGACGACUUUCGCAAAAGUUCGAGAGCAGCCCAGCAUACCGUGGUCUAACGGAGAGGGCACCAACUCCAGGCAAACCAGUGCAGAGAUGGAACUCGCAGCCCGUGCUGACCAACGCGACCAAUUUCCGCAGCUCUUAUGGCUCCGAGAUCAAGCAGACGCGUUUGAUGUCUGCUCGCCAGGCACCGACGCCGCCUCCUGCAAAGUCGCCCUCGACCGAGCUUCUGCUCAACACCGCACGCGCUAGAGCCUUGAGCAACUCGUCGAGCCAUCACCUCCGCUUUGCCUCUUCCCAGACUGCGGGUGUUGUCGAAAGUCGCCCGCAAAAGCCCAUCAGUAGGGCCAGGGCAGACUCAAUCAAGGCCAAGCCUGGAGCUGUUACAUCUGCUCAACCUUUGGCGUACUGGACGGGUCGAUUUUCCUCCUUGAACGAUCGUUAUCGCAAUGAAGAACUCUCGGCGACCGACUUGUCUUCCCCUUCCAUUCUCAAAUUUGAGACAGACAAGAUGCACACGACAGAGGCCAGCUACCGCCGUAUGCGCAAAGCGAUUCAGCAUCUGUACUCUCUCUGCGCCACUCCUGAAGCUGAGCAGUCUUUCUUCGUCUGGCAGAAGGCAGUGGCUGGUGCUCUUGCCAUUCCUGAGCUCGCUCGAUCGGUGCCCGUCCCUGAGUCGAGGACUUGCGCGCUCGAGAUGAGCUUGAAGAGCGACGAAAGCUUCACUCCGCCGAGCGAGUCCAGAAAGAUGAACUUCAUGGAUCGCCUGCUGGGUCGCAGGCAGAAGAUGGGGAUGGACCGCCCCUCGAUAGCGCCGGCGGUUGGUGGACUCUGAAGUUCGACUUGCUGAGGUCGCAUGAUCGCUACAAUCUGGUCUACUAUGAUCGCGUUUUUGAUGUUAAAGUUCGUGAGG
Molecule: messenger RNA, 1719 nt
Organism: Cercospora beticola
Lineage: Eukaryota; Fungi; Ascomycota; Dothideomycetes; Mycosphaerellales; Mycosphaerellaceae
Source: RefSeq, a predicted model, not a curated record